Molecule: messenger RNA, 2329 nt
Organism: Cyprinus carpio (common carp)
Lineage: Eukaryota; Metazoa; Chordata; Actinopteri; Cypriniformes; Cyprinidae
Product: GTPase IMAP family member 8-like
Molecular function (GO): GTP binding
Source: RefSeq, a predicted model, not a curated record
AAGUGGAAGAAAAUCUGAACAAAUCUGAGCAGCUCGACUCCUGGUUCGUCUGUAUUUCUUGCAACAGCUUGUUUUAAUGAGGGAUUUUCAUGGGGUUCUCGUCAUCGGUCUGUAUUCAGAUUUAAAAUGGCGUCAGGGCCUGAAACAUUUCCUGAGAUGUCAGCGAGCAGCUCCAGCUCAGAUGAUGCAGUGGUCCGGAUUCUUCUGAUGGGCAGAAGGGGUUCUGGGAAAAGCUCAUCUGGAAACACAAUACUGGGAGAAAGAAAGUUUAAAGUCCAAAAACAUAAGAAGAAAAAUGAGUCAGAAGUGUGUGAGGGUCAGACUCAGAUCAGAGGGCAGCAGGUCGCUGUGAUUGAUUGUCCAGAUCUACUGGAUCCAGAUCUGAAUGAAGAGCAGCUGGAGAUGAUGAAAGAGCAGCUGUUCUCUGGAUGUUCAGCAGGUCUCAGUUCAGUUCUGCUCACCGUUCCUCUGGAGGAACCUCUGCAAAAUGAGGAAGAGAUCCUGGAUUAUAUUAAGUGUUUGUUUGGUGCUGAAGUUCAGAAGAACAUCAUGAUUCUGUUCACACAUGAAGAUGAACUGGAGGAUCUGGAUCAGACCAUUGAUGAAUAUCUACAAGAUCAUUCAGAUCUCCAGCGACUGGUGACUGAAUGUGCAGGAAACUUCCACUGUUUGAAUAACAAAUGUAAAGGCAAAAGUCAAGUUGAAGAACUACUGCAGAAGAUUGAAAGAAUUAUGAUGGAGCACAGAGGGAAAUUUAUGGUGGAACAAAGGAGAAGAAGUGAAAGCAAGGACACUCCUGAUAUCAACUUUCCAGGAGAGUCUCCAGCAGCAGAUCCAGAUGAGACUGAUGUGAUUCCUGUGAGGAAAAACCAGAUCAGACUGGUUCUGCUGGGAAAAACUGGAGUUGGGAAAAGUGCCACUGGAAACACCAUCAUCGGGAGAAACGUGUUCAAAUCCUCCAUCAGCUCCAACUCUGAAACUAAACAGUGCCAGUCAGAAACUGCGGUCAGGAUGGGUAAAGAGAUCUCAGUGACUGACACCCCUGGACUUUAUGAUAAUAAACUCAGUGAAGACAAAAUUAUAGACGAAGUAGGUAAAUGCAUAACAUUAUCAUCUCCAGGACCACAUGCUUUUAUUAUUGUCAUUAAAUUGGGUCGAUUCACUGAGGAGGAGAAAAACACAAUAAAGGAGCUGAAAGAGGUGUUUGGAGAACAGAUAGAAAAAUAUUCCAUGAUCAUCUUCACCCAUAAAGAUCAGUUAGAGAAGAAAAAUAUGACCAUUGAGCAGUUUCUACAGGAAAGUGAUCCAGAGCUGAAAGAACUUGUACAAAGUUGUGGAAACAGAUUCUUCUGUCUGGACAAUGAGUCUGCUGGUUACCCACAAAUCAAAGAUCUGAUCGGUAAAAUAGAGACGAUGGUGGAUAAAAAUGCAAGCCACUUUACAAAUGAAAUGUUUGAGGAAGCAGAGAAGUACAUUCAGGAGAUUCAGAAGCAAAACUUACAUGAGAAAGUGAAGCAGUUCAAACAGAAGAACAAACGGGUCAAUCAAUCAGAAUGGCAGAAAAUGUACAGACGUUUAGUUGAGGAAUCACGACGAGAAGCACUGCGUGGUGCCAUUGCUCAUCUCUACAUAGCAGCUGAUGACCAUGUGAUGCUGGAUAUUCCUAAAGAGAAACAGAGUGAAAUAAAGGAAGCUGAGAGCAAAAGAAUCAGCCGUAGGAAAGCCGUUCGACUUGCAUUUAGAGCCACAGGGACACUAGCAGCACAGAAGAUGUGUAGAGUUCAGUGAGAGACUCGAUAAUAAUGAUCAAACGCUAGACUUUUUAGCUUUUUUCUUGCUAAUGAAAUUUCUUCUUGUUCUUCAUCUAUGAAAUCAGAUCUGACCUAAAAUGAAGAUUAACGAUUCUUUAUUGGCAUAUUUUGCUUAUAGAAGCUUACUUUAUGUGUUAAAUUUCAUUCACUGAAAUGUUAUGCAAUAGUCUCUGUGAUACAAAAAUACACAACUGCAUUCCAUUCACCUGAGCAGGACUGAAUCUAUCUGAAUCUGAAUCUAAUCAGUGCUGUUCAAUCACAUGACUCUUUGUUAAUCUGCUAUCUGAUUCUUGAAUGUUCAUUUCAUUAUAUCUGUAUUUAGAGUAAAUACACUUCAGCGAGAAAUUAAUGAAAGGAAUAUCAGAAUAUGAAAUUAAUAAAUCUUAAAUGACAUUUGGUUCAAUAUUGUUUGUAAGAUCUCUGGUUUCAUCUUUAGUUUGGGUCUUAAAGACUUAUGUUACUUUACUCUGGCUGCUGUACCUGUGUGUUUAUAAAGCACAUUCAUUAUGGCCAAAAAA